This is a messenger RNA of Caenorhabditis elegans, 1537 nucleotides long. It is a transcript of the gene teg-1, whose product is annotated as GYF domain-containing protein. The transcript is spliced from 5 exons. The coding region runs from base 8 to 1069 and encodes 353 amino acids. Lineage: Eukaryota; Metazoa; Nematoda; Chromadorea; Rhabditida; Rhabditidae. The record is from RefSeq and is marked reviewed. Gene Ontology annotation, cellular component: U5 snRNP.
CCAAAAAAUGCCGAAACGCGCCGUUUCUUUCGCCGACGACAUCGAAACGAGAGUUUUUAAGCGGGAUAAACGAGAAAUUGAAGAUGGAAUAUUGGAUAUUCCAAUGGAAGAAGAUGUGGUGAAGGAGAGACCAGGAAAUGCGGAUGAAGACGAAGAGGAAAAAAAGAAAUUCCACACAUUAGAGUCAGAUGAAGAAGAAGAAGAGGAUCACAAACGUCUAGAUACCCGAAGAGUUGAAGGUCAAGAGGAUUGUGGUGUGGAUUUUGAUGGAUCUAUUAAAAUUACGGCUUUCAAUAUGAAAGAGGACGAGGAAGAGGGUCAUUUCGAUGAAACUGGAAACUUUAUUUUCGAUAAAAAGACAAAAGAUGUUCAAGACGCGUGGUUGGAUGGUAUUGAUUGGAGUUUAGUGAAGAAAAAGGCCGGAGAUCAGUGGGAGGGCGAUGAGGACAAGAAAUCCUUGGAAGACGAAGAGCCGGAGCCAAUUACAAUGAGUGAUGCACGAAAAAAAGAAAUUUUCGAGCAACUUGUCAACCUCCUGAAACCCAAUCAAACAGUGGCUAAAGCUCUUUCAGAGCUCAAAAAGAAGAAAGGAUUAAGUGCUGCUGAAGAACGGAAACUUCGUUGGGCCGCCAAAAAAGCCGGAAAAUCAUUUGAGCCAACUGAUGGGCAGAAGGAAACUUCACAGCUCUCUGGGCUCGCUGAUGAACUCAUUUCUGCUGGAAUUAUGGACGCCUACGAAUGGCAUCGUGAGAAAUUCAAUUUCCAAUUGCAAAAAAUGAUAAGUACAGCCGCUGAUGAGUUGGAUAUGUUCUCUGAUGAGCCAACUUCAACUGGAGCAGCAAGAGCAGCAGGAGCUCCAAUGGAGCAAGAAGAAGAAGAAGCAGAUGAUAGUGUUAAAUGGGAAUAUAAGGCUAAUGAAGAGGCGAAAAUUGAGGGCCCGAUUCCGACUUCAGAAAUGAUGGAUCGCCAAUCAAAAGGACUUCUUUCGGCAGAAGGUGUUGCCAGACGUUCUGGAACAAAUGGACAUUUUAAUCCAGUUGCCAGAAUUGAUUUCGAGCUUUAUUUGUAAAAACUCUCCUAAAAAACCUCUCCUCCUCCUCCCCUGAAUUUUAGCAAUUAUAUGAUUCAUAUUUCAUUUUUUUUUGUUUCAUUUUCAUUUUUUCCCCCAUUUUUUUUUGUUUCUCUGAAUCUCGUUUUCACUCUCUAUCUCUCUCUCAUCACUUAGAACACACAUUCAUUUCUCUCACUUUUUCCGCCUGAAAACAGCUGAAAAAAAGUCGGAAAAAUGAUUCGGUGCCGAAAACUUUUCAAAUACCGAAAACUCGCUAUUCAACAUGAUAUUUAUCACAGUUCCGAUGACAUUUCUCGAGGUUUUUUCAAUUUUUUUUUGUAAAUUAAAUUUUUUUUUUCCCGUUUUUUUUUUGCCCUUUUUGGUCCUAAAAUUGCAUUUUUUUUCAAGUUUUUAACUUGAAAAUUCAUUUUUUUGGCCUAUUUUCGCCCCUAAAACUGCACUGUAUUAUAUAAAAUCCCCAAUUUU